Molecule: messenger RNA, 3040 nt
Organism: Panonychus citri (citrus red mite)
Lineage: Eukaryota; Metazoa; Arthropoda; Arachnida; Trombidiformes; Tetranychidae
Exons: 3
Coding region: 2015-2473 (152 amino acids)
Source: RefSeq, a predicted model, not a curated record
UAAAGUGAUGAUUUUAAUGAUGAAAAAGUUAACAAUUAAUCAACUUGUUAACUAGAUAAACAAACAAUUAAUUGAUUGCCAAGUGUUAUUGGAAUGACAAUUUUACCAUAAUUAACACUGAAACCGUUUAGUUAAUAAUGAUUGAAUCCACACUUUUUGAUUGUUGUUCUGAUUAAUUUAAUUGGUGUUUUUGUUUUGAUUAUCAGAGUUAAUUAUGGUAAUUAUCUUAACUACAACUUGUGACACUGAAUUAACGGCAAUGUCAACUGCAAUUCCCUUCAAAGACUUGGUCAGAAAGUACCAAUUAAAAUGGACGAUGUCCGACAAAGAGAUAAUUGUUAGAAAUGGUCGAUUUGAUUAUCUAAUCCGAUUACCUCCUAAUAAAGUGUUGAUCUCAUUUGUUGAUGACCAAACUGUUUUCACCAGACUGACCAUGUUUGAUGAGGAUAACGGUAAAUGUACAACAAUUUGGACAAUUUGGUGAACACAAUCAACUAAUUGCUCGUUGACAAAACUUUAAAGACCUGCGACUCACUCAACCUUCAACUUAAUCAUUUCGUUUGCUAAUUGUGUAUUUAUCUCUUGAUUGCAAUUAACUAUUCUCAUUGUCUGAUUGUGAUCAAUUUCCAAGUUCUGUAUAAAUCCAGCAAUUAGUUGAUCAUCACAUCAAAUUGUAAUUAUUUUCUUCAUAUUCCCAAUCAACUAAAUCAAUCUUCUCGUUGAUUAAACAAAAAAUCAAUUCUCAUCAAUAGUAUUGAUUGUGAUUCUCAGGUAAUAAUUAUUAGCAAGAAAAUGGAAAUUUUUUUUUAAUUGUUACAAUCAAAUUAACCUCUUUUAUUAAUAAGAGUUAUAUUAUUAAAUGUAAUACAUUUGUAAAAUUUAAUGAUUAUUGUGAAUUAAUUAAUUAAAAGUGAACAUGAAAUGUUAGUUGUUUUUGUUUUAUAAUUUUAAUUGUUUUCCACUUGAAACAAUUAGCGAUUCCAACAAAAUGAAUUCAACUCACGAAAAGAGAUUAAUUAAUUGUUAACAUUUCUAAAUAAACUAAAUGAACAAAUAUUGUUAUGAUUAUCUACUAAAUUAGUAAAUCAAUUGAUUCUCUAAACAAUUAAUCAAAGAAAAACAAAAUUCUAACCAUUUAACCAGCGAAUCUCAUCUUGUAUUUACCCAGUUUUUAAUUGUUGGCGUUUCGAUUGUGAUUACAAGUGAAAAUUAGAAAUUUAAUCAAACACAAUUAACAAUUAAAGAUGAAAUUUAAAUUCCCUUACAAUUUUGUUUACAAUCAGAAAGUUGAACGAGAACAAAACUUUGAACGUUUCAUUUCAAGUUUAACACCAAUUUACUCAUCGACGGGAGGAAUUAGUAAAUUAUCAUCGAUAAGCAUUUUAUUGAUUUUCUAUGCAAUCGGAUCAAUUAAACAAAUUGUUUGUCUAUUUGCCAACACCAAUGACGAAACCUUAAUCCUACUUGGUGAUCCAUUUCAACCCUUUGGCGAUAAUCGUUUUUUUCUUGGCAUUUUAAUCGCUGGUUGGAUUGUCCUUUGUUUCAUCAAUUUCCUCGCCGAUACUUAUAAUCGUAACAAUCGAUCAACCAUUUUCUGGUCUAAACAAAUGUGCUCACUAUUUGCCGAUUAUCCAUUAGCCUCGUCGAUUGUUGAUCGUGUCCAUCAUUUAGGGUACGAUGAAUAUAAUGAUGUUUGUGAAAAGUUUCGCCUCGUAAUCAGAUACGCUCGAUUCACCUCGAUAAUGUCAAUCCUUUCAGCUUGUGGCUACAUGACACCAACUUGGUUAGCUAAUCCCGAUUAUUGGCUAAUCCAUUUAAAUUGGACAUUAUUUUAUGUCAUCGCUGGAACCAUUUCAAUAUUAAGAUUAAUCAUCUAUCCAUGUAUCUUUCUAAUCUGUGUUUACACCUUUAAUUACAAGUUGACCCACAUUUUGUACCUCUUAAGAUUAACGCUCUGGCAAAGAUUGAUGGUAAUACCUUGAUUCCUGUAAGAGAGACAAACACAAUUAGUGAUAUGAAAAUUAUGGCCAAAUUGUAUAAGGAGAUGUUCAUUUAUAAUCAGUACUGGUCAGUUGUCAAUGGUUUUGGUCAUUGUAUGAGUUUCAUGAUUAACUCUUACAUUCUUUAUCCAAUUUUCUUUAUCCCAUCAACGGUCAUCACUCGACUCAUUUACGUUUACUGGACAAUCCUUUGUCUUUUCUGGUUCGCAUUUCCUUAUUUAACAGUUUCUUAUAUGAAUUUUAAGAUUUCCAGGGUCAAUAGAAGGAUUUUCUCCAAGAUUAAGGAUUUGGCUAAUCCAUUUGAAGGUAUUCGUUUGAUGGUAACGAUGGAGCAUAUUAGUGAAUUUAAAGGUUUCUCAAUAUUCACUUUUCAUGAGCCAUCUUAUAUUAGCUUUGUUUUUCAAUCGUUGGAUUUGAUCACAUACUUUUGCCUUUUUAUACAAAAUCUUGGGUAUACUCAUAGUGCUGGUUAAUAGUUACAUCUUUUUGGUGGCCCACAGCAAUUUAGAUCAAUUUUCUUGUGAUUAUUGGUUAAUUGUUUGAUGGAAAAGAGGAAAAUUUUUCAUGACGAUGGAACAAUUUAAUUGAUUUGAUUACAAAAACACUUUGUUAGUUUCUCUCUCUCUUUCCUUGUCUUUUUGUGAUUAUGUUUCUAAUCUUGAUGAUUUAUGAUUUAUAUUUUGAUGAAUAGGUAAUUAGUGAUGAUAAAAAUAAUUCUUCAUGUUAUUUAAUUGUUGUUAUUUGAUUUCUUUUCAUUUUCAAAUUUCUCGAACUCUUCCUUUGCUAUUUUAUCAGUAAUAUCUUCAACCUAAAUGAGAUUAAAAAGAGACAAAAUUGAUCUUGUUAGUAAAAACAAUCAAAGAUAAAUUGUCAAGAGUAAAUUGUUAAUUGUGUUAAUUAAUUACCUGUUCAACACCAAGUACUUCGGGUAUAUAAAAUUGUAACAUGUUUUGGACUCCAUUUUUAAGAGUGACCACUGAGCUUGGACAUGAAUUACAAGCUCCUUGGAGUUUUAAUUUAACAAUUCCUUCUUGAAAACC